Molecule: messenger RNA, 1872 nt
Organism: Penicillium argentinense
Lineage: Eukaryota; Fungi; Ascomycota; Eurotiomycetes; Eurotiales; Aspergillaceae
Exons: 2
Coding region: 1-1872 (623 amino acids)
Source: RefSeq, a predicted model, not a curated record
AUGCUGGACGAACUGGACAACGUCUUUGAUGACCAUCCGUCGCUGGAUGCGUCGCUCGAGGAUUUUGAGAACAAUAGCAAUGCGCACCGAUCUCCACUUUUUGGUCUGCCCUCGCAGCAUUCGGGCUUCCGGUCCGAAGAGUCGGACGGCGAGCUGGAUGACCCAGCCGGGAUGGAGCGCUGGUCGCCGCCUGGUCUGCGACAGCAUGAUUACAUCCAGGGCAGUGGGUGGUACCGCCAUCAACCAUAUGCGCAUGCGCGCAAGAACAGGAUCCACGAACGACCCGACUUGAAGCCCACAGUUGGACUGAGUGCCUCGCCCGCAGCAUCCCGGGAGGCCAGCCCGCAGUAUGAAGAUGCGCUCGAAGGGCCCGCCAAGGGCAGAGCACAUGAACAGGCCGAGACAGGCGAUGUGACCAUCGCUGCCAAUGUGCCCUUGCCCAUGGGAGCAGGCACCCCACAGAAAGGACGAUCCCCCAGCCCUGGUCCGGCGCACAGUCCCGGCGCGACUCGCGAGGGCCCCGAGGAUGACGGAUUGGGCUUUGGAGCGGAGAAUCUGAGUAACUUGCGCGCAGAAGUCCAGCACCGUGAACCCAUUGCCGCGAUCUGCGGCUACUUGCGCAGGAAGUUCGAGCACAUUACUAGUUCCAAGUCCAACACCACUCUGUCGGUAUUGGUGCUCUUGAUCUCCGUGGCCUUCAUGCGUGCUCUAUUCCUCCCAGGCCUCCCGCAAUCGAUUCCGGAUCUGGUGAAGCUAUCAGGAUUUGCGCGCUCCUUCGAGCCCUUGAUCUACUAUUCCGAAAAUGGCGUCCAGCAGAUCGGGACCCUCCAGGAAACCGGCGUGGCUGUCUGGGACCUGAGCGAAUCCGUGCGAGGCACGAACAUGACCAGCGCACCCAUCAUUGUGGGCCAGCUAGAUGAACUAUCUGAUUCGCUCAAGUCGCUCUCUCUGGAGCUGACCCGCUUCUUCGCAAAUGUCGACUCCGACAUCGAUUCGAUUCUGAUUGUGAUGGACUGGGCAAAACGGGAAUUGGAGACUCUUUCCGCCCAACCACCCAGCUCUCUUCCGACAAUCGUGUUUGAUAAUGUGCACAACAUGCUCUCGCGACUAGGGGCGCUGGAGCGCACGGCAGAAGUUGUCGAUGGUGGUGUAUCUGCAUCCACAACCACGACCCCAUUCGGACACCUCGUGAUGGCAGUCUUCGGGCAAACGUCUGCCCAACGGACCCGGGCCACUCUCACUCGGACCUUUACCGAGUUCCUCUCCGUCCUCGAAGAAUCCAUCAACAGCGAACUGACACACUCCACCGCCCUCUUCACCCUCUUUGAAUCAAUAGAUCGCCAAUUCCUCAACCUUCAACGCACCGUGGUCCGCGAAUCCGAUGCCCAAGAACGCGCGGAGGGCGAAAUGCUUAGCUCCUUAUGGACGCGAGUCCUAGGUCCCAACGCCGCGGUGGUUCGCAAAUACGAAAAGAACAAGAAACUCCUCGCCAACGUGCGCAGUCGCACUGUCGCAAACAAACACCUUCUCGUCGAUCAUCGUGGUCGUCUCCUCACUCUCAAAGUGAAUCUGGAGACGCUACGUCGGAAAUUGGUCAGUCCACUCGUACGGCGAAAUGACUCCGUCAGCUUCAUGGGCGUGGAAGGGGGCUCUUCAGGAGCAGGUAACGCCAAUGCAGGCCGCAUGCUCGGUCCGGUCGAAGCUGUCAUCGAUGGACAGAUCCGUGGAUUAGAGGGGACAUACGACUACCUGCGAUCGGUACGCGAGCGGCAAAAAGCCAAGUUGAUGGAGAUGGUCUAUGGUGCUGGAAGGCGAGCGCCGUCCUCGGUAUUUCCAGGCGUGGAUGGACAGGAAGAGACGGUCGAGGGCUAA